Messenger RNA from Trichechus manatus latirostris (Florida manatee), 768 nucleotides. RefSeq names its product coiled-coil domain containing 190 (gene CCDC190). The coding region runs from base 1 to 768 and encodes 255 amino acids. The transcript is spliced from 2 exons. Lineage: Eukaryota; Metazoa; Chordata; Mammalia; Sirenia; Trichechidae. The record is from RefSeq and is a predicted model, not a curated record.
AUGAAGAGGACAGAGAGGCACAUGGUCAGGGGGCCAAUGCAUAAGCACUUUGAUUUGGAGGGGAAGACCACCCAGCAGGUGGAAGCCAGGCUCAGCCAAUGUCUGCAGAGACUAGAGGGCAUCCACCUCUACCACAUGAAGCUACUGACCAGGGAGCAGAGACAGCUCCAAAAGGAGCUGCAGAGGUUGCAGCAAGCAUUGGCAACCAAUAUGCCCAAAGAAAUAUAUAAAACCAAGUCUCAGAGGGCUCUUCUCCAUCACAUUGGCCUCAAAGAUCCCAUGAGAAGGAAUAAGCAGUCACUAUCUCAACAUUACAGAUCUACUCACUUCACUGAGGAAAAGCCACAAGCCCAAGGCAAAGAUUCUAUAAACCUACCUAAGGGCAUAGACUCCAGCAAGCGCAUCUCCAUCCUAGGACAAGAUCAAGAAAUUUCCACCAUCACCCUAGACCAAUGGCCUGGCUCCAGCCUCGCUGAUGAAAUCAGAUCAACAGAUGCCAACCUACAGUCAGACCAGGACACUUGGAAAGACAUCCCCCCAAAUUCCAUGGAAUGUACCUCUACAGGAAAUAUGAAAGGGGAGGCCAUGAAGUCAACCUACUUAGAGUUGUUUGCAAAGGCCAGAAAGGCCCACUACCUCCGGCACAGGGUUCACCCUGAGUCUGAGAGGUUACUUAGCACUGGGGAGACAUUUGGGCAUGAGAAAUCCUUACUGUGCAAGGAAGAAAAGGUGUCAGAACAGGCUGACCACCUGUCACUUCCUCUCUAA